This is a messenger RNA of Scaptodrosophila lebanonensis, 2397 nucleotides long. It is a transcript of the gene ida, whose product is annotated as anaphase-promoting complex subunit 5. NCBI's taxonomy places the organism in Eukaryota, Metazoa, Arthropoda, Insecta, Diptera, Drosophilidae. Gene Ontology annotation, biological process: positive regulation of mitotic metaphase/anaphase transition; anaphase-promoting complex-dependent catabolic process; protein K11-linked ubiquitination. Bases 59 to 2371 code for a protein of 770 amino acids. The record is from RefSeq and is a predicted model, not a curated record. Gene Ontology annotation, cellular component: anaphase-promoting complex. The transcript is spliced from 2 exons. Gene Ontology annotation, molecular function: protein binding.
UUUUUGGGUCAGCGCCACAACAAAACAAAUAUAGAAGUGGAAAUAUAAUGCUUGCACAAUGAAUCUUUUUGAGGAACUGGACACGCUAGAGCCUAGCGGAAAGCCGACGCCGCCGCGUAUCGAAAAUCCUACGCCACAUAAAAUUGCCGUUCUAAUAUUACUCAAACAAUAUAUCGCGGAUAAAAAAUCCUCGUUAGAUUCAGGGGUCAUAAUGAAUCCGCAGCGACGUCGAAUGUUCUGCAUGCUGAUGUUUAAGAUUGUGCAGGAGGCGGACAUGAGUUACUACAAAUUCCACAAUCUUCUCACUUCUCAUCGCUACAAGUUGGACACUCUGCUAUUGGAAGCAUUCGAGAAGGCCAUGUCGGAGUUCUGCGCUAAUGGCAUUGAGGCGCUCUUUGAUUUUUCCGAGUCCCAAAACAUUGAUAAUCUGCUGAAUGAAAGUUGGGGCGUAAGCCAAUUCAGUAUGAUGGGCGUCUAUGUUCGCAGGGUCGGCGUGGUGCUAGAACGGUUCAGUUUCUCCGAAAUGGUGGGCAUGUAUAAGAACUUUUGCACUUACUAUGAGACUGGUGUGCGCGCCCUGGCUGUUGGGCCAAACAAACAAAUUGCAGGUGGCAUUCUGCAUAGAGCUGAGACUCCACCGGCGACAACUGAAGAGAAGACAGACGACAAAAAUGAAGUAGCAUUAAGAAUCAACAAACCGGAGUCUGCCAAUGCAGCUCCAUCCUGUUCCGACGCGGUUGUAACUGAACCCACUGGCAGUAGUUCGAUGGGUAAAUGGGCACCCAAGCAAGCUAAGGUCUUUAUUAACAAACAAUCCGAGCUGCUAGAGCAUAGCGAGCGAAAUGCGCUCCCACCCAUAGAGCUGCAUCGCAAGGUGCAGGAAAUAAUCAAUGAUAUACCGUUGGCAACGACCCCAUACUUUUUGGGUUACAUGAAUCAGUUGCGAGUGCGUGACUAUAAAAAUGCCCUGGCAGCCCUACAUCGCGCUCUCGAUCGUAGCCCGGUACGCAUGAUGAGCCAGGAGAAGGGAUAUCAAUAUUUUUGUGUUAAUUUGGCGGUGCUGCAUGCUACUUUCGGUCAUCGAGACGAAGCCUUAGCUGCUCUUAGAGAAGGCAUAAUGCUGGCACAAGAGCAUGGGGAUAAGCGCAGCUUGAAUUUGGCCAACACUUGGUACUGUCUGCUACGUGAUGAGCUGCCACUGUCCUCUGUCCAACGUAGCGUUGCCGAGGCCGCAGAUACUGAUGGCUCAUUAUUGCAAAAUCACACUUUGGCCUUGCACUUUGCCGUCAAGCUAGGCACAGUUGCUGGAUACCAGCCGCUACGUCUCUUUGAUCUGCUUCAGCGCAGUGAUAAUCUAACCAAUCGAAAUAAUUUUGCAGAUCACGCCUCGGAGGCUCUGGCCCUGCGUUCGGCUGUCUGGUGUGCCUAUGGGCGUCACGAGUUGUCGGCUCUCUAUGCACAGUUGCUACUUGUGGAGCGAGAUCGUUUCUGCCGAGGCUCGGCGAGCGUGGGCAGUGCUUUGGCUAGCUAUGCUUUAUGGCUGCAAUUGCAGGGCGAAAUGCAGCUGUCGCACGUGCUGCUCUAUCGCGCUCGUGAGCAUCUUCCUCGAAUGCCCAGUGCAGAAUGUUGGAUGAUCAGCCAAUGCCAUGUUAUUAUACAGUCGGGUAUUUAUCGUUGUCGGUGGCAUGAUGCCAUGAAGGCCUGCGAUCAGCUGCAUCUGCUCGAUCCCGCCGAUGCUAUGCUUCAGCGAGCAACAAUCUAUGUUGCAAAACGGGAGUUCUUCAAUGCACGCCGUUUGCUGGACAAGUUGGUGUCACAAACUCAAAUGCCCUUUCUUAUACGCAUACGUGUUCAGCUGCUUUUAGGAUAUUGCAGUCUCGCCGAUGGAAGAUUCUCAAGUGAAACUGUGACUCUUCUCCUGGGUGUAGCGGAAGAAAUGACGGAAUCCCAAAUGGACUACGAACUAGCGUUGGUGGAUAUGGUCUUGGCCCAACUACUGCUGCUUCUUGGCAUGCCGCAAAAGGCUUACCAAGCCAUUAAGCACUGCAUGGAGGACGUCCAUAUAAAUGGUGGAUUGUAUGAACGUGCUAAGACUGAUUUCGUUUUUGUGCGCUGUCUGCUUGCCAUUGCAGGCACAGAUGCAGAUCUACGUAAGGCACAGCUGUUGAAAUCCGUAGAUGUGUUGCAACGUGCAGCACAGGCGUUUAAGAAACUUGAAGCCCAUGCCAAGGUGCUGGAUGUGUAUGUGUUCCUGGCGCAGCGCUUUAAUGAGAUCGGCGAGCGCCAGCUUCGCAAUAAAUAUGCAGGCGAAUUUAGACGCUACUAUACCGAACACCCCAUUCCACGCGAGUACCUUGGCAUGGUCUAUUAAAUCACAUGGCAAAGCACCGAUUAACU